Penicillium mononematosum is the source of this 1035-nucleotide messenger RNA. RefSeq names its product alpha/beta hydrolase. NCBI's taxonomy places the organism in Eukaryota, Fungi, Ascomycota, Eurotiomycetes, Eurotiales, Aspergillaceae. The transcript has 2 exons. The record is from RefSeq and is a predicted model, not a curated record. The coding region runs from base 1 to 1035 and encodes 344 amino acids.
AUGUAUAUGAGGACAUUAUUAUUAUUGAUCUGGGCAAUUGUUGCUACAGCUUCAGGCUGGCGCGGUGAGACGCCAGCCCAGCGAUCGUACAUGUAUGUUGGAGGACAAUACAUUCUGAAUAGUGCUGGCCAGCAUGUCUUCGCAGAUCAGAUGUACGUGGAAAAACUGACUCCGGCUGCGGGUGUUACGAAGCCGGAAGGCUGGGCCUCUUACUUUCUCUCUCAAGGAUAUGCAUGCUAUAUCAUCGACCAAACCUUCCGCGGCCGCAGUGCCUGGUUCCCCGGCAAUGGGACAAUGAACACCUACAGCGCCGAGCUGCUGCAGCAGCGCUUCACCGCGCCCAAACUGUACAACCUCUGGCCGCAGGCCUCCCUGCACACCCAAUGGAACGGGACGGGCGUCAUGGGCGACCCAAAUUUCGACAAUUACUAUUCCUCGACGGUCGAGUUCCUCAGUUCAGCAACCCACCAGCAAUCGACCGUCCAGGCCGCCGGCGCCGCCCUGCUCGACACCAUUGGAUCCCCAGUCAUUCUCCUCGCGCACUCCCAGGGCGGAACUAUUCCCUGGCUCCUUGCGGAUGUGCGCCCGAAUCUCGUCCACUCCAUCGUUUCAAUCGAACCGACUGGUCCUCCUUUCCAGGACGCUGUCUUCAGCAAUUCUUCCACGCGCGUCUAUGGGCUUACCGAUAUCCCGCUAACCUACUCACCAGCCCUGGCCGAUCCAGUCGAGCUCGUGAAACACGUCAUUCCUUCCAACUCGUCGCUGUACUCCGACUGCGUAAUCCAGGCCGAUUCCCCCGCACCGAGACAGCUCGUCAAUCUCGCCGGGGUGCCCAUCCUGGUCCUGACGACCGAAUCCUCCUACCACGCGCCUUAUGACUGGUGCACAGUCAAGUUCCUGCAACAGGCAGGUGUCCCGGCGGAACAUCUGCAGCUGGCGGAUAUCGGCAUCCAUGGAAAUGGACAUAUGGUGUUCAUGGAGAAGAAUAGUUUGCAAGUUGCUGCUGUUCUGCAGAAGUGGAUGGAGCGGACGUAA